AUGACGCAACUUUUACCUCCAGAAUGCUUAGAAAAAAUUUUUUUGAAAUUGCGUAAACCCUCGCAUGAUACAUUUUCCACUUCCACCAACGCAUAUAAGGUAGCAGAUUUAUAUUCUUGCACAUUAGUUUCGCGAUACUGGUGUAAAAUCGCAACACCACUCUUGUAUUAUUAUCCGUUUCGGAAUUUUCGUCACUUAAAUAAUAAGAAAAUUCUACCGGUGAAGAAGGACGUUCAAGAUUAUUAUAAAUUGCUUAGAACUUUAUUAACAUGUAUCCCACUAUCGGAUAUAACGACAAUAGUUUUUCCCAUCGAUGCAAAAAAAUCGUUCAACGAACCAAUUUUUUAUCCUCCAAAGGCCAUAUUUGAUUAUGUUGGAUAUAUUCGAGAGUUACAUCUUGAUGCCAAACUGUUUAUGGCUUAUUCUACAUUUGCCCAUAAAAACAUUUGGAUGCCAUCCUACAUGCACGCAAAUACGACGCAAGAAGUGUUUUGUUGUUCAAUAAUUAAUUAUCUUGUGAAAUAUUUGUGUGAGCGUUGUAAUAGGAUAACCAUCUUGGAAAUCAACCCUUAUAUCCAGGAUAAUAAAAAGUCGAUUUUUGAUCCCAUAGAAAUGUUAACAUCCGGUUCGAUGGAAAGGAAGUUAAGUGGAUUAAAAAAAUUAUAUUGUACGAGUCCUGGAAACGCCGGAGCCGAAUUAAAAUUAAGAGACAACCCUAAAUUAACGCAACUCUACACCACUCUUUCCCAAUCGAAUGUAAACCUCGAAUUGAUUCAUAACAAUAAAAUUACAUCUCUUGAACAAGCGAAAGCGUUGUCCUUAUUAAUUUCUUCACAAGGAAAGUUAAAAAACAUCAUAUUAUCGGAAGAAGAUGUGAUAGUUGGGUUUCCGAGGAUCGGCAAUGACCAAGUAUUCGGAUGGUAUAACGUCGUGUUUAAUUCCUUAUACACACACAAGGAAAGGCUAGAAAAAUUGGAAUUUACUUAUUUAUCCUUUGAACAUAUUGAUGAGGAAGCCUUGAAUUCCCUAUGUUCACUUAAAAAUCUUAAAAGGUUGAGAAUAUAUAAAUGUAGGUUCCUCGGUACCAAAAUACAGUCAUGGGCGAAAAGCUUAACAAAUCUUGAAGUUUUUGAGUACAAGGCAGUAACAUAUCCUCAAUUAUACGUCGCUGUAGAUUUAUUAAAUGCGGUCUUUCAAUCCUCUUCAACUAAAUUAAAAAAGUUAGUGUUAGGUUAUAAAAGAGACUAUGAUCAAGGUUAUCAAUCAAUCAAUCAAAUUCCGCUUUAUUUAGGUUCUCUAAAUCAUUUAGAACUCCCAAAACUAUUUUCUUUUGAAUUAAUUUCCAUUUUCAAAUCAUGUAAAGAAUUGAUAUAUUUUAGCACCGAAUUAGAUGGGGAAUUGGGACCGAUUGGUAAACUUGUUCCCAAUAGCGUGCAAAAAAUUCAAUUAAAAGAUACGUCGAUAAGCGUCGAAACGCUGAAAGAAUUUUUGGAAGGAUGCGUGAAUCAAGGAGGUAAAUUGAAGUCUUUGGAGAUUACCGGAAAGUACAAGUUAACCGAGACGUCUUUUGAAGUUGCGAGAGGGUUAGGGGUGCGAUUAAUUAAUUAA
Molecule: messenger RNA, 1608 nt
Organism: Funneliformis mosseae
Lineage: Eukaryota; Fungi; Glomeromycota; Glomeromycetes; Glomerales; Glomeraceae
Source: the annotation of a GenBank genome assembly